AGACUUUCUUCUGGCGGACGAGUUAGUUAGUUCUGCAACGCUUACUCGGAUGAUUGGACGCGUGAUGCUCUUUGAGGAACACUCGAUGCGUGUGCGAGUUGAGUGAAAUCGGCUUUUGCUUUGCGUGAGACGUUGAGGUGAAGUUUUUGGUGACCGGGGCGUGAGUGUGUCAUUUUGUGCGUAAUUAACAGUGAAAUUUUCCGUGAUUUGACCAAUUAGUGGGCAAUUGAUGGCGAAGUUUGGGGGAGCCGGUGUUUGAGAGGUUUUUUAAUAAGUGCUUGAGGUUCCCAAGAAAUGUCUGGGAGCCCUCGUUCACCAAAGUUUAUUUUGGAUAUAAGUAACAAUCAGUUUGAUAACGUUCCUACAAAUUUUCCACCAACGGUUCCUAAAGGAAACAACAGUAGGAUGAUCAAAGUGGAAUCGCACGAAUCCCUGGAUUCCGCUGGAGUGUCGCAUCAUCAUAUGGGAUCGAUGGCUCAGAAUAAUCAUGGCCCAUCUGUCUAUGGGGGCGGCGAAUACACCACCCUCAUGCCUUCGGCCCCAUCUGGCCAAUCCACCAUCUACGUGUACCAAACGCCUUCGCUCGUGUCGACUCACGUUAUUUCAAACGGUGGUGAGCCGCUCAAUAUUCCUCGCAGCGAUAUUCUGACGCCCACUUCCAAUCUUGCACCUGUCAUCUGCAAGAAACGGAAACUCGACGCCGACUACGAUUACGAGUUCGAUCAAUCAUCGUUGAGUCCCACGGGCAACGCCCACGAUAAGCGUAUCCGUUACGAUGGUAACGCGUAUGGCUAUUCCAGUUCCGACUACGUCACCGCCAACAACUACGUCGUAAUUCCGGAACUGUCCAAUUUGGAUGUGAAUGAUUCCUCUGGCAGAAUCCACGUCCACCAAGCUCAAAUGGGCUACUCGGAUCCAGCCCAAUACGGUAUUUACUAUCAGAACGAUACUCCCUGCAGCUUGGAUCAUGGUACACCCUCGAACUCUACAACUUCUUCCCCCAACAAACCUGAAGACAAUCUCUACCACGCGUUACCUCCCCUAACAUCCUCCUCCUGCAUGCUCAACAACUCCAUACAACCUUCGACAGUCACCCCACCAUCUUCGCUACCUUGUAGCAGUUCUUCCCCGUCCUCAACAAUAACCACAGUGAGCACCACAGAACAAGAACACCUCAACAACAACAACAGCACCACCUCCACCAGCAACCAGCAACAAGUGCUGAAGACGAACAAGAAGUCCCGCUCGAAUAGGGUGCGGAAGCGGCAAAUUCGGGACACCGUAAGCUACGAAGAGUUGCAGACGCAACGGGUGAUGGCCAACGUGAGGGAGCGGCAGCGGACGCAGAGUUUGAACGAGGCCUUUGCAUCGUUGCGUAAGAUCAUUCCAACGCUGCCGAGUGACAAGCUGAGCAAGAUUCAAACGCUCAAACUGGCGUCGAGGUACAUCGACUUCCUGUGUCGGGUGUUGGCAAACAACGAACUCCCCCUGUUGGAAGAAACUCAGAAGAAUCUCGGCUCAGGUGGAUCUUCGAUGCCAGGGGCAGCUGCUGGCAUCACUGCUUCCGGUGGAGGUCCGCUUCAGUUUAACGGAAGUGGCAUUUUGGUGCACGAGAAGCUCAGCUAUCUGUUCAGCGUUUGGCGGAUGGAGGGUGAUUGGAGCAACGGGGGAAGUUGCAGCUCCAGUCCCGAGGGCAGUGGGAAGGAAUGAGAUCGGAAAUCGGUGAAUCCUGGAAGGAUCACUUAAGUGUAGAAAGAAAGCAAAAGAAAAGUAUUAUUUAGCCGGUAAGGUUCUGUUCCUAUUUGAGUGUGUGGACGAUUGCAGAUCUUCAGGCGUUUCCAAACUAUCAAGAGUUCGUCCAAAGAAAAUAAUUAUAAGUUUUAAGUGUUAGUCAAGUAAGUGUGAAGAAUACUAUUCCAAAAAAGCAAAAACAAAACUACAAGUAGUAGAGAAGUAAGUUCGUUUUUUUAAGAACUGCUGAAAGCAAAUCUCUUUGCCUGAUAAACAUAAGAUGUUGUUAAGAGUUACAAUUACAAUUACCUGAGAAUCUUCCGUUUUAACCAAGUUAAAAAUAGGUGAACUGAUUCGAAAAAGUAAUUCGUGAUUUCAAGUUACGAUCCGGUGUGGCAACUUUAAGCGUAGCAUGGCUUAAAGUAUUUUUGCCACAUUUCUGUUCGUUUUUCAUGCAUUUCCAUAUACUAUUACGUCAUAUUUGUUUACUGUUCUCUUUUCUAUACCUACUCGUAUAACUUUAUGUGUUAAUGUUUAAGUAUAUUCUCGGAAUCAAAAUCAAUAGAAAGUGUAAAGUAUAAAGAAGUGCCAAACAAAGAAAAUCGGUCCAAAGAGAAUUA
This is a messenger RNA of Uranotaenia lowii, 2351 nucleotides long. RefSeq names its product protein twist. NCBI's taxonomy places the organism in Eukaryota, Metazoa, Arthropoda, Insecta, Diptera, Culicidae. The record is from RefSeq and is a predicted model, not a curated record. The transcript has 2 exons. Gene Ontology annotation, biological process: regulation of transcription by RNA polymerase II; developmental process. Bases 295 to 1710 code for a protein of 471 amino acids. Gene Ontology annotation, molecular function: RNA polymerase II transcription regulatory region sequence-specific DNA binding; DNA-binding transcription factor activity, RNA polymerase II-specific; protein dimerization activity.